AUGGCUCCUGAAGCGUUAAAAUUUGUUAAGGAUACACUUACCGCCGGCGCACAACCUGCCGUCAUGAGUAAACUCCUUCAAGACAAGUUCGGUACCAAUCUCAUUAGCAAGGAUCUAAUCAAUAUCAAGCGAACAUUAACAGGAAAGUCACAAGAUGAGUGGGCGGAUACUGUAGCUUUUCUUCAGGAGCUACAGAAGUGGUUUCGGUCUGCCGUUUACGCCGCAUUGGAGGCGGAAUUUCACGAAGCUAAAUCGCAACUACAGGCACUAGGAAAAGAGAUUGCAGCUUUCUUUGAUGGGAAUUGGUUUAAUAUUGCAGAUAAGUGA
Daphnia magna is the source of this 327-nucleotide messenger RNA. RefSeq lists its product as uncharacterized. The transcript is spliced from 4 exons. Lineage: Eukaryota; Metazoa; Arthropoda; Branchiopoda; Diplostraca; Daphniidae. The record is from RefSeq and is a predicted model, not a curated record. Bases 1 to 327 code for a protein of 108 amino acids.